This is a messenger RNA of Clunio marinus, 418 nucleotides long. The record is from the annotation of a GenBank genome assembly. Lineage: Eukaryota; Metazoa; Arthropoda; Insecta; Diptera; Chironomidae.
UUUUGUAUUUUUGUUAUUUUUUAAUUUGAGUUAUGCUACAUAUAAGCUACCUGAAGGAACAAAUUGCGAUCAUUUCUGUCAAUCAAAUUCUUCUGUUAUUCCAAACGAGAUUACGGGAAUUUAUUAUAUGACUGAAAUGGUUCCAUUUCCUUUUGAUGUUGGCAUAAAUUGUGGAUAUUUAAAUAUUUCUGAACCUGUAGAUGGAUUACAGUAUUUUGAAGAAAUUGUAAAGAAAUGUGAUUGCGUUAGUAUUAUGCAAAGAUUGUGGAUUUUUUACAAAAUUUCCGUGUACGUAUAUUCAAGAGUGGCAGUUCCUAAAUGUGAAGACAUAGGCCCAGUAAUGGAAUCCUUGUACAAUUGUGGCAUUCCACCUGAAGCAUUCACUGUUAUGGAUUAUUCCAAAUGUCUUAGAUGUUAA